AUGAGUAAAGAAGAAUUCUUGAAGAUCCAGACUUGUGUCCUCAAGGUCAACAUACACUGUGAUGGAUGUAAGCAUAAAGUGAAGAAAAUCCUGCAGAAGAUUGAUGGCGUGUACACUAUGAAGAUAGAGCCGGAGCAGGGGAAGGUGACGGUGUCGGGCAACGUUGACCCGGCCACCAUCAUCAAGAAGCUGACCAAAAACGGCAAGCACGCCGAGCUAUGGGGCGCCCCUAAGCCCAACAACCAAAAUCAGAUGAACAACCAGUUCAAGAAUCUCCAACUCGACACCGGCAAAGGCGGGAACAACAACAACAACAACAACAACAACAACAAAAACAACAAGCAGCAGCAGCAGCAGCCGCCGAUGCUCAUGCCACAGGGGCAUAAGGGUAAUAAUAACAACCAGCCUAAAGGGGGAGGCCUUCACCCCCAGCUCCCACCAAUGAAGGGGUUCCAAGAUCUGAAGCUCCCACCUCAGUUCAUGAAGGACAUGAAGAUGCCCCCUCUAGGUGGUGGUGGUGGUGGUGGUGGGCCCCACAAUGGCAAGGGCCAGGUAAUCGGCGGGAAAACCCCUGGUGGCGGAGGCGGCGGCACCAGCAAGUUCGAUGACGAUGAUGAGUUCGAUGAUGAUGAUGAUGAGUUUGAUGAUGACGAGUUCGAUGACGAUGAUGAUGAGUUUGACGACGACGAUGACGAAGAUGAUGAGCUGGACGAAAUUGCCCCUCCUCCCAACAAGCCCAAGCCCGCUGGCAUCAUGGGUGGAAAAGGUGGGGUCCCGGGCCCACAAAUGCCGCCCAACGCUCUCAUGAACAACAUGAUGAACGGUCUUAAGGGUGCCGGCGGAGCCUUUCCUGGAAUGAAUCCCGGCGGCAAGAAAGGUAAUGAUGGCGGUGGUAAUAGUAAUAAUAAUAAAAAGGGUGGGCCACCGCCAUCCAUCGGUGGUAAGAACGGCGGUGGGCCACCACCCAACGGCGGUCCCAACAAGAACGGCGGCGGUAUGCCGCCAAAUAUGAAUGGUUUUAUGGGCAAGAAAGGGGGUGGGAUGAGUGAUGGGCCCCACCACGGCAUGCCGCCCAACAUGAUGAUGGCCAUGAACAGGGGUAGCAAUCCACCGCAGAUGGGCGGCAACCAUCCCCAAAUGGGCAACCAUCCCCAAAUGGGCGGCAAUUAUCCACAAAUGGGGAAUCCGGCUGCUGUUCAGGGCUUGCCGGCCAUGAACGGGGCAGAGCACAUGGGAGGAGGGAACCCGUACUUCCACCAGCAGCAACAACAACAGCAACUGGCAGCAAUGAUGAUGAACCAACAGCGGGCGAAUGGGAAUGAACGGUUCCAGCCGAUGAUGUACGCGAGGCCACCUCCGGCCGUCAACUACAUGCCUCCGCCAAUGCAGUAUCCGCCCUACCCGUACCCGCCGCCGGGCGAGCGGGCCGACCAGUACGCCAUGUUCAGCGACGAGAACACGUCUAGUUGUAGUGUGAUGUGA
This is a messenger RNA of Striga hermonthica, 1482 nucleotides long. Lineage: Eukaryota; Viridiplantae; Streptophyta; Magnoliopsida; Lamiales; Orobanchaceae. The record is from the annotation of a GenBank genome assembly.